AGAGGUGUGUGGCCCUCGGCCGGCACGCGUUGCUUUGGGCCAGAAGGGGGCGAGUAAGUUCCAGGCACCCUCCCGAGUUGCCAGGGGGCGUGGCUUCUACAUCCUUGAUGGACAGCUAAGGAUGCGGGCGAGGAUGAGGGACCCUCCGCCCAGUUCGCCGCAACUACUAUGACCCGUCCUCGGCCCCUGGGAAAGGUGUGGUGUGGGAGUGGGAGAACGACAAUGGCUCCUGGACGCCCUACGACAUGGAAGUGGGCAUCACCAUCCAACAUGCCUAUGAGAAGCAACACCCCUGGAUCGACCUCACUUCGAUCGGCUUUAGCUACGUCAUUGACUUCAGCACCAUGGGCCAGAUCAACCGGCAGACCCAGCGCCAACGCCGCGUCCGCCGGCGCCUCGACAUCAUCUAUCCCAUGGUCACUGGCACCUUGCCUAAGGCACAGUCCUGGCCAGUCAGCCCUGGGUCAGCCACCUCGCCCCCCGCGCCUCCCUGCUCCUGUCCCCAGUGUGUCUUGGUGGUGAGUGUUAAGGCGGCCGUGGUCAACGGCAGCACUGGGCCCCUGCAGCCCCCUGCCAGCCGCAAAAACAUGCUCCCAUCUGGAGUGGUCAAGCUGCCCCCGCCACCAGGCCCUGGGCCCAAGCCAUUGGACGGCAUGGGCGCCGUCAGAGGCCCAGUGAAGACUGCCCCAUCGCAGGUGAUCCGGCGACAAGCUUCCAGCAUGCCAGCUGGGGCAACUGCAGGCUCUCCUGCCAGCCCCCCAGGAACCAAUGGCAAGACUGGAAGGGUGGCCCUGGCUACCUUGAAUCGUACCAACCUUCAGCGACUGGCCAUUGCCCAGUCUCGAGUGCUGAUUGCCUCUGGGGUCCCCACCGUCCCAGUGAAGAACCUAAAUGGGACAAGUCCUGUCAACCCUGCCUUGGCGGGAAUCACUGGGAUCCUCAUGAGUGCAGCGGGGCUGCCUGUGUGUCUCACCAGGCCACCAAAGCUGGUCCUACACCCACCCCCCGUCAGCAAGAGCGAGAUAAAAUCCAUCCCAGGGGUUUCCAACACAAGCCGCAAGACCACCAAAAAACAAGCCAAGAAAGGCAAAACCCCAGAGGAAGUGCUGAAGAAGUAUCUGCAGAAAGUCCGGCACCCGCCAGAAGAGGACUGCACCAUCUGUAUGGAGCGCCUCACGACCCCCUCGGGCUACAAGGGCCCGCAGCCAACGGUCAAGCCUGACCUGGUGGGAAAGCUGUCCAGGUGUGGCCACAUUUACCACAUCUACUGCCUGGUUGCCAUGUACAACAACGGGAACAAGGAUGGGAGUUUGCAGUGUCCAACCUGUAAGACCAUUUAUGGGGUGAAGACGGGCACCCAGCCUCCAGGGAAGAUGGAGUACCACCUCAUCCCCCAUUCCUUGCCUGGCCACCCAGACUGCAAAACUAUCCGGAUCAUCUACAGCAUCCCUCCUGGCAUUCAGGGCCCAGAACACCCAAAUCCUGGGAAGAGUUUCAGCGCUCGCGGCUUUCCGAGACACUGUUACCUUCCAGACAGUGAGAAAGGAAGAAAAGUUCUGAAGCUGCUGCUUGUGGCCUGGGAUCGCCGCCUCAUCUUUGCCAUUGGUACCUCCAGCACCACAGGGGAGUCAGACACUGUCAUCUGGAAUGAGGUCCACCACAAGACAGAAUUUGGCUCUAAUCUCACUGGCCAUGGCUACCCAGAUGCCAAUUACCUGGAUAACGUGCUGGCCGAACUGGCCGCCCAGGGCAUCUCUGAGGACAGCACUGCCCAGGCAAAGGACUGAGGCUGGAGGGGCUUUGAGGUGGGAGGGCCCGUGCGGGCCACAGGACAGGAAGUGGGGAGAGUCAAGGUAGAAACUGGUGCUGUGCCCUCCAGACUCCCUCUUCUCCCAUCCUGUCCUGUCUCUGCCAGCCGUCCCUCCCAGCCACAGGGGGACAGAUUGAAUAAAGCGGCGUCAUUCAUAAACCUCAUCCGACACAAAGGGGACACGGGAUGAGGGUCAUCCUGGAUCUGUUCCCAUGGAGUUUUCGGUGCUGGGUAGGCAAGAAGCCCCUCCCCCUCCCCACCUCCCAAGUAGGGGGCAUGGUCAGCACACUUAGGGUAUGGGCCGUGCCUGGGCGCUACAUACCUUGGCCUUGUGAAGCCCGAGGUUCCUUUGCCUCAGCUGGCUUCUUGCUGCUUCCACUCUGCUUUGAGAGCGGAGUUUCCGCUCUUUUCUCCUCCGCUGGAGGCAGAGAGCUCUCACUGUGCAAGGUUGGGGGGCAAAGGGGUGAACCGCGAAACUGCUGUGACAUCAGAAUUUGGAUGCCUUGGUGUGGAGCGAGGAAGCACUUCUUGCCAAGAGGGUCAGAGAGGCAAAAGCCUUGGGAGCACCUUCAGCUCUCAUCAAAGUCCUUGGCUUCUCUGGGCCCUCCCCUCGUCCUCACACCUUUGAUCUGUCCAAAGAGGCAUCUGGUUCUCUCGUGUGGAUGGAUGGACUCUGGUUCCUCUCCGGGUGGCAUUCCGUGAUGCCAUUUCUAGCCCCUCUCUGAUCAAACCAGAGCCUGCAUCCCACCGAGCAUAUGAACAGUUCUCAGGGAGAGGAGCCCAUAGCCUUCUUCCCAACUCAUCCUAGACCAGCUCAAAGAUUCCAUGAGUUUCAUCAAGUCACUGUGAGUAGAGCCCAUACUGGGCUCUGUGCCAUCUGUGUAUGUGCAUAUGUGUGCAUGUGGGCGUGUGUGCAUCGCUGAACCAGCUUGGUGGGGAGCCCCAUCAUGUCCCUGCACUCUGUUUCAAGAUGCCAAACCUCAGCUCUGAUGGGGAUCAAACAGCCAGGCUGUGGUCCCUUGGCGUUCUUCACCCUUUGCCAACCCAUCCCAUAGUAAACUUAGACCCUGAUGGAGACAGAACUGGGCUUGUGGGGGAGAUGUGAUGAGGUGAUUCCUGGACGGACCACCCCCUUUUGAUUUUGUUUUCAAGAUCGGAACAGAGCCGAUAUUCGUCCAGUCUUGUUUCUACAAGGGCUUCAGUCUGCCUCCAUGCAAACUUGCUAAUCAGAGCCUAGGUGCUGGGCCCCUCAACUCCCUCAUCUAUUAUAGAUAGACUCAGAGCAUAGAGGGAGUCACUUGAACUCAUCCCUAACAGGGUUGGGACCACAGUUUGGUCUGGAUCAACCUAUGCCUGGGUUUUGUCCUAAGACCCUGUCAAUCUCCUCCCCAACAUUCUUCUUGCCUUUGACUCUCAUAAAGGGAUGGAUUGGGGGUCAGGGAGGAAAGAAAGGGGAAUCAAGAAGGGAAACCCAAUUCCCCCUUUGAAAGUGGGUUCUUUGAACUAUGUGUUCGGGGGAAGUUCCUCUGGAUACACAUUUGAAUUUAUAUACCUCAUGUUUUGGGGGUUUGACGUAUAUAUAUGCAUAUAUAUUUCAUAAUAUUUGGAGGGUUUUUGAUGCUAGAAAAAUGGAAACAAAAGAACCUUCAAAAAUGGUACUUAGGUUAGGACUAGGGGCCAAGCUUUCAUGAGAGCCAGCUCCGAAGCUGCUUGCUUUCAGGCCUACAGCCAUUCUGACAUUGGUGUGGCCAGUGAGUUCACCUGCAUGUCACCCAGUUCCUCAGACGUGCUGGUGCUGAACCUUUCCUUGCUUUCCAGAUGGGUAGAGGGAGGCUGAUCAGCUCCACCAAAAGGAGCUCUGAUAGGAGGAAUUGUUCUGCCAUCCUCGUCCCAGUCUCUCCUGUCAGCCUGCAGCCAGGAGACCAGGAGACCAGGAGACUGGUCUCGAGCUCACUGCACCACGGGACAGUUUCCUGCUACAGUCAGAUGGAAACCCCUGAGCUAAAUGGAAGAGACAUCCCUGUGGUGUUUAAUGCCAUGCCCAGGCCCUUUGCCAGGUUACCAUGUACCAGAGAUCAAUGGAGAGCCUCGUAGGCUUAGUAACAUCUCCACCUUCAGCACCCUGGUCAAGUAUCUGCCGGGUUUCUUGGCCACAGAGAUGAGGAAAUAGACUGAGAGUCCAUGGGUAAAAGACAUAGUUAAGGUAGUAGGAGGUGGGAAAGAAAAGGCACGCUUUGGUGAUGGAAUAGGGUAGUGGGGAGAGACCGAUUUCCCCACAUCAGACAGCGGAAGGGGGCAGCCAAGAGGAUAUACCAGGGAGUCGGUAUACCAAUGGCAAUACCACUUGGAGGGGUAGUCUUACCUUCAAGCCUUUCCUCCUAGGAUUUUAAUUGCGUCUGUGCCCUGUUUUUCCUCUCUGAGGACGCUCAGUAGGGGCUACCUCAUCUCGUGCUGUUCUUCUUGUGGGACUUUCUGGGCAGAAGGGAUCUUGAAUUUCUAACGCUGUGCCAGGCAAGGCAGCGGGCAGUCCUUUGCCCUUUCUCUCGUGCCAACCUGGAAAGGUACAGUCAGUUUGAGCCAGAACGCUGCCAGCAGAGCCCUGCGCAUCCGCCCCUUUGACAGGGUAUUUUCCCGAAAUACCCUGCUCUGUUCCCCUGGUCCAAGUAGGGGAUCCCAUGCCUUUUCUUUCACGGUCUUAGCACCAGCAGCCUAAUUUUUCCCUUCCUGAGUCCCCAGGGAUGACCGAUGAGAUUGCAGACAAACUUUGUCAGAUGCUCAUCCCUUGAAAGGUUACUUGUGUCUCUGUGGUUUCAUGUGCUUUUGUGUUUUCAUUCUCUUCCUCUUUUUGUAAAAUUCUCUGUGGUUUUAUACUUGGGUCAGAAGUAUUUGUCCUGGUAUUGCACUGUUGUGUGCAUGAGAAGAUUGGGGGAAGGCCCAUAUGGUAGAAGAAAGGACCCCUGCCCCCUUUCCUUAUUCUGUGGUCGCUGGCAUUGGGGGGGGGGCGCUUCUGGGAGAGGGCAGGUGAAAUGUCCCAACAUAAAUCGUUCUGUUUGUAACUGGUGUGUUUUGAAGUCCUUGGUGUUGCUCUGUGAGAGGACAUCGCCACCUGGUGCUCAUGAGGUGUAUGUGCAGAACAAUAAAUGGCAAUGAACAACCACAAA
This is a messenger RNA of Carlito syrichta (Philippine tarsier), 4971 nucleotides long. It is a transcript of the gene DTX4, whose product is annotated as deltex E3 ubiquitin ligase 4. Gene Ontology annotation, molecular function: zinc ion binding; ubiquitin protein ligase activity. NCBI's taxonomy places the organism in Eukaryota, Metazoa, Chordata, Mammalia, Primates, Tarsiidae. Gene Ontology annotation, cellular component: nucleoplasm. Gene Ontology annotation, biological process: protein ubiquitination; Notch signaling pathway. The transcript has 9 exons. The coding region runs from base 246 to 1787 and encodes 513 amino acids. The record is from RefSeq and is a predicted model, not a curated record.